CUUGCGGGAGGGAGCCGGAGUCCGUCCAACUUGGUUCGAGCGACACACAACGGAGAGGGAGAGCGAGAAAGACCGGGAAGGAAGCGGAGCGGCCGCUCUGGAAGGGCGACGUCGGCGGCAUCUGCUGGGAUUACUCUCCGGCGCCUAGGUUGGCUACGGCGGGGAAAGAUUUGACUAUGGAGGUGAAACCAUGAAGAAGUAACAGAAAGAAUAAUAAUGUUUUUCCGAAAUCGUUUUCUGUUGUUGUUGGCCUUGGCAGCCUUAUUAGCUUUUCUGAGCCUUAGCCUACAAUUCUGUAAACAUUCAGAAAAAAAGUCCAGGCUGAACCGAAAUCUUGGUCCGCGAGCUCUUUCCAUCCUAGUUGUAAUUUUAAAGCAAAAAACAAAUUGGGAGAUGGAUUUGCUUUUUUUUCUAAUUUCAGUACACUUGAUCCCUGUUAACCCAGUCAAAGAAGAUGGGUUGAACUCCAAGAAUCGAAAAAGGAUAAUGCCUGAUCCUUUGACUGAGCCCCUUCCUAUAGAUCCCAUUUCUGAAGCUCAGUUUUAUUGUAACAUUCCCAGCAUACCUGAACGUAGUAUGGAAGGUCAUGCACCACAUUAUUUUAAACUGGUGUCUGUUCACGUACUGAUUCGUCAUGGGGAUCGAUACCCUCUUUAUGCCAUUCCCAAAACAAAAAGGCCAAAUAUUGACUGUACAUUAGUGCCUAAUAGAAAGCCUUCCCACUCUCAGCUGGAAGCUUUUAUUGGCCAUAUGUCUAAACUCGGAUCAGAAGCCAAAAUGGAUAGCACUCUGAGCAGCAUGCCUCAUUACCCCAGCCAUUUACUAUGUGAAAUGGGAGAGCUGACACAGACAGGGGUUGUACAGCAUUUGCAAAAUGGACGACUACUACAGGAUAUUUAUAUAAAGAAGCAUAAUUUGUUACCAAGUGACUGGUCAGCAAAACACUUAUAUUUGGAAACCACAGGAAAGAGUCGAACACUGCAGAGUGGACUGGCAUUAUUGUAUGCCUUCCUGCCAGAUUUUGAUGGGAAUAAAAUUAAUUUUAGGCACCAGUGGAGUGCCAUUUAUUGUUCUGGAAGCUGUGUUUGCCCAAUAAGAAACCACUAUCUCGGAGAGGAUCAACGUCGACAGUAUAGUCUACGCGUGACAAACAUCCUCUUGGAAAAAACAUACGCAGAUAUGGCAAAAAUACUUGGUAUCCCCACAAAACAACUGAGGGCUUCCAACCCUAUAGAUUCUCUGUUGUGCCAUUUUUGCCAUAAUGUCAGCUUCCCAUGUACUAAGAAUGGCUGCAUUACCAUGGAGCACUUUAAAGUAAUUAAAAUGCAUCAACUUGAAGAUGAAAAAGACAGGCAGGAGAAGAAAUAUUAUUAUUUGUAUGCACUACUGGCAACUCAUCCUCUUCUUAACCAGACUGUGAAUCGUAUGCAGCGUAUUGCAGAAGGCAAGGGGGGAGAAUUAUUUGUACUGUACUCUGCUCAUGAUGUUACCUUGUCACCUGUCCUUAGUGCUUUAGGCAUUACUGAGGCCAGGUUUCCAAGAUUUGCAGCUAGAUUAGUCUUUGAGCUGUGGAAAGAUGGGAAAAAGAACAAAGAACACUUCAUUCGUAUCCUUUAUAAUGGUGUUGAUGUCUCAUCUCAGACUUCCUUCUGCCGGGAUUAUAACCAGCGUUAUAACAUGCCAAUGUGCCCUUUAGAGAAAUUUGUUCACUUUGUUAAGCAGGACAUGUUCUCACCUUUUAACACCACCAAUUAUUAUGAUGCGUGUCGCAGGAGACUCUUCUAAAAGAGGACAUUUUGUCAUGUCAGAAAGUUUGUCUCUGAGGAAUUGAUACUGUCAGAUCCUUGUGUGCCUAAGUGCAAAUGAAGAAAGCUUGAAAUGGUUUUAGUUUUGCCAAACUCAGUGAUUUAAAGUAGAAAAAACAAAUGUCGAAUGCCCAUCACAAGAUCUGUGUGCUUUCUGGUCAACUUGAUUUGUCUGCAAGCUGCUGUAAUAUGGAUAUUGCUUGAAGAACUAAGUGUGAUUCCUUUAUAUUCUGCUUCAAAGGUGGAACAAACAGAAAAUGCUCAAAUACCUGGAAUAAUAAACAAGUAUUUCUCCAUUUUUAUAAAACUAAAGUAUUCCUGAAGUUGGAAUCCUGUGAAGUCAUAGGGCAUACAUUUUUGGAGAUACAUGAAUACAAAUGUAUAGAUUUGUUUGCACAUACAGCUCUGUAGCAUAUCACCUAUAACUACUAUGAGGAAAAUAUAAUGGAGGCCCCAUGUUGACAACAUGAUUUCUACUGAGAAGUAUUACUAUACAGUGAGAAUGAUGUGAGAGCUGUAAUGUUUACCAGUGAUUUUUUUAUGUAGAUGGGUUGCAUAUUAAGGGAAGCCUACUCUCCAACAUGCUGUGACUUUCUGUGAGGGACCAUCAUAAUUGAACGAAACUUGUGCAUAAUCAGUACAGGCUGAUCCAUGUGGGAAGCAAUUUAAAAGCAGUGCAGCCUGUUCCCCCAGGUUGGCAGGGACCAAACUGUACCAUAUCACACACAUAGUAAACCCCCAGGACAGGUGGAAAUAGAAGUUCUGUUCUUUGCACUUUUAGCACUUUAUGUGUACUUUGAAUACAAAUGACAAAUUUUUGUGCCAGAUGCUGGAAAAGGAACAACUACAUUCAGAGUCAUUAUAUGGGAAAUGGAAAACUUUACAUCAGACUUUUAAUACAUUACUUUUAGAAUCUUUGUUUACUUAUACGUUAAAAUCAAUGUGCUGUGAUGAAAAGCAGUGUGUUUAGCAGUUGGUUGUAAUGGCUGCAUGUAGCCAAAAAAGAAUUUGACUUAAUGCUUGAUUUUGUAGUUCAUUUAGUACUUUUAUAGACUAGGAAGACAUUUUAUAAGCUUGGUCUUGUUUUUUUAUUGUAUGAAACUGUUUUUUACCUUCUUUGUAAAAGGGACUUCAAAAGCUGUUUUCAAACAUUGUCCUUUAAUCGCAGUAAACAGAUUUAUGAAUAAAUUGUCAUGAACAGUCUUAUCUUGAUAAACUAUUAAGAUGUCACAACCCCAUUUUUAAACAUUUGUGUCAUAUGGGAUUUUUUUUAGUCAACUUGAAAAACCUUUUCUUUAUUUGUGGAAUGCUAAAUUUUAUAAUCUUGGAGUUUUUAAUAUGCUAGAAGCCCUAAUUUAGUGUGGGGUAUGUGUUGAAACAGUAAUAGAAAUUCAAAGGAGCUGUAAUUUAAUUUGUGAUUCUGACUUUAUUGGCAUGUUAGACGCCUUUGAAAUGGUGCAUUUGAAUGUCGCUAUAAAUAAAAUUUGAAAGAAUU
Molecule: messenger RNA, 3300 nt
Organism: Sphaerodactylus townsendi
Lineage: Eukaryota; Metazoa; Chordata; Lepidosauria; Squamata; Sphaerodactylidae
Gene: PXYLP1
Product: 2-phosphoxylose phosphatase 1
Exons: 7
Coding region: 217-1785 (522 amino acids)
Biological process (GO): chondroitin sulfate proteoglycan biosynthetic process; glycosaminoglycan biosynthetic process; dephosphorylation
Cellular component (GO): Golgi apparatus
Molecular function (GO): phosphatase activity
Source: RefSeq, a predicted model, not a curated record